This is a messenger RNA of Cetraspora pellucida, 3753 nucleotides long. The record is from the annotation of a GenBank genome assembly. Lineage: Eukaryota; Fungi; Glomeromycota; Glomeromycetes; Diversisporales; Gigasporaceae.
AUGGAAAAUCCAAUUUGCGUUUCAAAGGGCUUUAAUGACCUCCAAGCCUAUCUAAAUGAACAAUUGAGCCAGCGAAUAAUGUUCCUUGAUGGUGCCAUGGGUACUGUUAUUCAAGAAUUGCGUUUAACUGAACAAGACUUUCGGGGAGAGCUAUUUAAGAAUCAUCCUAAAGAUCUUAAGGGAAACAAUGACAUUCUAGUGUUGACGCAACCAGAAAAAAUUAAACAAAUUCACAUUCGUUAUCUGGAAGCAGGAUCAGACUUUGUCGAAACAAAUACUUUUAGUAGUACUUGUAUUAGUCAAGCUGACUAUGCUUGUGAAAAAGUUGCAUAUCAAUUAAAUAGAGAAUCUGCUAGGCUGGCUAAAGAAGCUUGUAUGGAGGUUACAGCAAGAGAUCCAACUAAACCAAGAUUUGUCUGUGGUGCGUUGGGUCCAACAAAUAGGACUUGUUCAAUUUCCCCCUCUGUUGAAAAUCCAGCAUAUCGUAAUGUUACAUUCGAUGAGCUUGUUGACGCAUAUACUGAACAAGUUAGAGGUCUUCUGGAUGGUGGCGCCGAUAUUUUAUUAGUGGAAACGAUUUUUGAUACUUUGAAUGCUAAAGCUGCCCUUUUUGCAAUUGACACACUCUUUGAAGAAGGCUCUUAUAAAAAAACUCCAAUAUUUAUUUCUGGUACUAUUGUCGAUCAGUCUGGCCGUACGCUCAGUGGUCAAACUGGUGAGGCCUUUGUAGUCAGUGUCAGUCACUCUCAUCCUUUGGCUAUCGGGUUGAAUUGUGCCUUAGGAGCCGAGCAAAUGCGCCCUUUUAUUCAAAAUAUUGCAAAUUUUACAAGCUCAUUCGUAAUUUGUUAUCCUAACGCGGGUCUUCCAAACACGUUUGGUGAAUAUGAUGAGUCUCCCUCAAUGAUGGCUGCGAAAGUUCAAGAAUUCGCUCGAGAUGGUUUAGUCAAUAUAAUGGGCGGUUGUUGUGGUACUACGCCCGCUCAUAUAAAGGCCAUCGUUGAUGCUUGUUCUCAUUACAGGCCUCGAGUUCUGCCACCUGAUGUUCGUUUGGAAAAUAUGAUAAUAUCCGGUCUUGAAGUCUUGAAAAUUAACAAAGAAUCCAACUUUGUUAAUUUAGGUGAAAGGUGUAAUGUAGCUGGUUCAAGAAAAUUUUGUCGUCAUAUUCUUAACGGUGAAUAUGAGGAGGCUAUGGCAAUUGCAAGAUCUCAAGUUGAAAAUGGUGCUCAAGUUAUAGAUGUUAAUAUGGAUGAAGGAAUGUUGGAUGGGAAAGCUGCGAUGACUAAAUUUUUGAAUUUAAUUUCUAGCGAUCCUGAUGUUGCUAAGGUUCCUAUUAUGGUAGACUCUUCAAAUUUUGAUGUUAUAUUGGCUGGAUUAAAAUGUGUACAAGGAAAGUGCAUAGUUAAUAGUAUCAGUUUGAAAGAAGGCGAAACUGAUUUUAUUAAAAAGGCAAAGAUUAUUCGAAGAUUUGGUGCCGCUGUUGUUUGUAUGGCUAUCUUGACAGAAAAAGUUGGAUUUAAUUCUAAUGAUAUUAUUUUUGAUCCGAAUAUCCUGACCAUUUGCACGGGUAUGGAAGAACAUAAUAAUUACGCUGUAGAAUUUAUAGAAGCAGCUAGAAUAAUAAAACAAACAUUACCUGGUGCAAAGGUCAGUGGCGGUAUUUCGAAUUUAUCAUUUUCUUUUCGUGGAAUGGACAAAAUCAGGGAAGCAAUGCAUAGUGUGUUUUUGUAUCAUGCAAUUAAAGCUGGUCUUGAUAUGGGAAUCGUAAAUGCAGGAUUCUUGACAAUUUAUGAUGAUAUCCCAAAAGACUUAUUACAGCUAUGCGAAGAUGCAGUAUGGAACAGAGAUCCUGAUGUAACUGAAAAGAUUUUAGUAUAUGCACAAAAGUUUGGAAAAGGUACCAAGAAAGAUGAUACUGAAGAAGAAUGGAGGAAGGUUGAUGUACAGUCUAGAAUUUCUUACGCCUUGGUUAAGGGUGUCGUAAAGUAUAUAAUCGAGGAUACUGAGGAAGCAAGACAACUGUUACCAAGGCCACUGGAUGUUAUUGAAGGGCCACUGAUGACUGGUAUGAGUACCGUUGGUGAUUUGUUUGGUGCAGGUAAAAUGUUUUUGCCUCAAGUGAUUAAAUCAGCACGUGUUAUGAAAAAAGCCGUUGCACAUUUAAUUCCAUUUAUGGAAGCCGAACGUCAAGCACAGUUUGCAGCUAACGGAAAUGAAGUAAUGGAUAUUGGUCCACAACAUGCUGGUGUAGUAGUCUUAGCUACAGUGAAAGGAGAUGUUCAUGAUAUUGGCAAAAACAUAGUUGGUGUCGUACUUGGUUGUAAUAAUUAUAAGGUUAUAGAUUUAGGCGUGAUGACUCCGUGCGAAAAAAUUAUUGAAACUGCUCUUAAUGAGAAAGCAGAUAUUAUUGGACUGUCAGGAUUGAUUACACCAUCCUUAGAUGAAAUGAUAAAUGUUGCUAAAGAAAUGGAAAGACGUGGCUUAAAUAUCCCAUUAUUGAUUGGCGGUGCAACGACAUCCAAGGCUCACACAGCUGUAAAAAUUUCACCAAAAUAUACUCAACCAACAAUUCAUGUAUUAGAUGCUUCAAAGAGUGUUGUUGUGGUAUCAAAUCUUUUAGAUGCCAAGUUGAAAGAAGACUUUUGGGAGGAUAUAGCAGAAGAAUACGAAGAAAUUCGUGAAGACCACUAUUCUUCGUUAAAAGAUAAAAAGCACCUGUCAUUAAAAGCUGCUAGGGAACAAGGAUUUAAGAUAAAUUGGAAAGCCCAAUCAUCACCAGUGAAGCCGUCGUUCAUUGGGAAGAGAGUGAUUAAUGAGUAUGAUUUGAAACGAAUUUCCAAGUAUAUUGACUGGAAUCCGUUUUUCCAAGUUUGGCAAUUGCGUGGAAGGUAUCCCAAUCGUGGUUUUCCAAAGAUUUUUAACGAUGAGCAUGUUGGCAAGUCGGAAGCAAAAAAAUUAUACGAAGAAGCGUUAGUUUUGAUUAAAAAGAUCAUUGAUGAAAAGUUGUUCGUUGCUAAGGGAAUUGUAGGACUUUACCCCGCCAAUAGUGUAGAUGAUGAUAUACAAGUUUAUGAGGAUGAAUCACGAUCUAAAGUCUCUGCAACGUUCUUUGGUUUGAGACAACAAUCUCAAAAAGAAACUGGCGAUCCAUACUUUUGCCUUUCCGAUUUUAUUGCGCCUAAGGAUUCUGGCAUAUCAGAUUAUUUAGGCUUAUUUGCUGUAGGAAUAUUUGGGGCAGAAGAAUUAUGCAAAAAAUUCCAGGAAGAUCACGAUGAUUAUAAUGUAAUAAUGACAAAAGCAAUCGCAGAUAGAUUUGCGGAAGGAUUUGCGGAAUGCUUACAUGAAGAUAUACGGAAAGAAUUAUGGGGAUUUAGUCCAAAUGAAGACUUAUCAUUAGGAGAUAUGUUAAGUGUGAAAUAUCAGGGAAUUCGACCUGCUCCUGCAUAUCCGUCACAACCUGAUCAUCGUGAAAAAACAACAAUGUGGAAAUUGAUGAACGUUUAUGAAGAAACUGGAAUUGAGUUGACGGAUGGACUAGCUAUGUUACCUGCAGCUAGCGUAUCAGCUUUGGUAUUCGCAAAUCCCGAAUCGCAGUAUUUCGCAGUUGGAAAAAUUGAAAAAGAUCAGGUUUUAAGCUAUACAGAGCGUAUCAAUAAGGAUUUGGAAGAAACUGAAAAGUGGCUACGUCCAAUUUUAAAUUAUGGGAACGAGUAUUUGUUGAUAUUAGUUAAUGAAACUAGCGAUAGACGUUUAUAA